This is a messenger RNA of Sphaeramia orbicularis (orbiculate cardinalfish), 882 nucleotides long. It is a transcript of the gene majin, whose product is annotated as membrane anchored junction protein. Gene Ontology annotation, molecular function: DNA binding. The coding region runs from base 8 to 661 and encodes 217 amino acids. The transcript is spliced from 8 exons. NCBI's taxonomy places the organism in Eukaryota, Metazoa, Chordata, Actinopteri, Kurtiformes, Apogonidae. The record is from RefSeq and is a predicted model, not a curated record. Gene Ontology annotation, biological process: meiotic attachment of telomere to nuclear envelope; homologous chromosome pairing at meiosis. Gene Ontology annotation, cellular component: nuclear inner membrane.
AGAGGCAAUGCAAGAAAAAUGCUACAAUCAAGAACUGGAGGAUAUUAUCAGAACUGUUCUCUGCAAUUUGGACGAUCUCCAGCCUUUCUUCAGUACCCACUUCAAUGUCUUCCCUUAUAAGAAGAAGUGGGAAGGAGUGUCCAAGGUGAUGUGCAAACACAGAGAGAAAAAGCUGAAAGUCUACCCGUUUAUUCUAAUCCUCUACUUGGAGAAAAUUAACAUUAAACAUGGUAAGCCCACAGAGGACAAUUUAAGCCAAGAAUCAGAGGUGGAACAGCACUCUGGUUCUGUUUUCAAGCCUCCUAGCAAACGCCGUAAGAGCGAUUCACCACUAGAGGAGGCUAUACUCAAAAACUUAAUCAAAGACAUGGAGCCUGAGCACAAGCUGGUUGGGUUGUUUGUGCGUAAUCCACAGGCACAGGGAGAACCAAAGAAGGAUCCAGGAACUAAAGACAAGUUGGAUGAACCUCAGCAGAAGUCUGGCGUCAGCGAAGAGAAUGGAAGUGGAACUCCUUCUGGGGUGAAAGGCGAGGUAGAAGAGGAGAAGCACAAUAAUGAGGGAGAAGAUGAGGAUGUUGGCGAAGCCCCAGACAAACCCAAACUCCUAAGUCAACUGGCCAGACACGUCUUCCCAUUCUCUUUGUUCUUCAGAGACACCUGAGUGGAGCUUUUACUGGUUCCAGUUGAUAAACCUGGACUGGGGUUAGUUUGGUUAAAGUUGUACUUAAAGCUACGUUAUAAUUUAUUGAUGUUAAUUGUAAUUUUCUCUUUAUAUAUUAAUUGUAUUUUUCGUUGACAUUUUUUAUUAUAUCUGUCAUCCUAAAGAGUUUCAGAUAGAUAUUUAAUUGUACUUAAAUUAUUUGCAACAAUUUGUCUUUCACU